Frankliniella occidentalis (western flower thrips) is the source of this 4062-nucleotide messenger RNA. RefSeq lists its product as uncharacterized. The record is from RefSeq and is a predicted model, not a curated record. Bases 394 to 3423 code for a protein of 1009 amino acids. Gene Ontology annotation, molecular function: GTPase activator activity. NCBI's taxonomy places the organism in Eukaryota, Metazoa, Arthropoda, Insecta, Thysanoptera, Thripidae. The transcript has 11 exons. Gene Ontology annotation, cellular component: cytoplasm. Gene Ontology annotation, biological process: signal transduction; regulation of small GTPase mediated signal transduction.
GUGAGUGGAUGACAGAUGUAUCGUUUUAUUGUAAAAAGUGGCACGUUUAAAGGUUGUCUUUUUGAAAAAUUUAAAAGCUGCGAAUAACGUGAGUGCACUGCAAGGCGGUGAUGCUUCAACCAAUCACGAAAGAAAGGGCUUAUGUUUGAAUCGUUUGAAAAUUUCUAAAAUGUGAAGUAAACUUAGGUGUUAUUUAUGUCUGCUCGUCCGCGGAAAUUCGUGAUGAGUUCUAUUUGAACACCACCUAUUAAACUACUUGACUUAAACCAUGUUCUGUGCCAUCUACGACUUACUCCGCUCGUUAGGGUUAUUUUUAAAUUGUAUGCUGUAAAUUAUCUCGAAAUUGGCCACUGUUAAUAGUGUAUUACAUGUAUUUUUGGACAGUGCAGCAUAAUGGUGUCGGGUGUCAAGUGUGAAGAUGCCGAGCUUGCUGAGACUUUGCGCAAAGAUGACCCUGAACAAUUUGUAACAUUAGUUCGAAUGCAUCUCUCAUUUGUGCUUGACUUGAAUACUGAUGAAUGUGAUGGCACUGUUGAAAAGUCGGGAAAAUUUAGACCUAUGAAAUGGAGCUUUACACCUUUUGCUAAGAAAUCUAAAACUCUGAACCGUCCUGCCACAGAGGGAGUCUCAUUAACUCAGGAUAGUAUUUCUCAAGUUUAUCAGCUUAUGCAAUGGCUGGGCCAAGAACAAAAUCUUGUUCAGGAAGGAAUAUUUCGCCGAAGCGGAAAAAUGACUAGACAGCAAGAGCUCAAAAAUAUGUUGACUGCUGGGUGUCCUUUAAAAUUGGAGGAUGGUCAAUUUUCAGUUCAUGAUUGUGCAAGUGUCCUCAAAAAUUUCUUAGCACAGCUCCCGGAGCCUUUAUUAACUGAAGCUCACUAUCCUGCUCAUUGUCAAAUUGCUGAGCUGUGCUCAGGAAAUGAGGAACCAGUUGAAGAAGAAAGACUACUAAAAGCAAUUCAACUCAUUCUGCUGCUCUUACCUCAAGAAAACAUGCAGCUUCUAAAAGACUUGAUUGGCUUGUUACAUCUUACUUCAACCUAUGCCCAUGUGAACAAAAUGUCACCUGACAAUUUGGCCACCCUUUUUACACCUCAUCUUCUUUGUCCCAGAAAGUUGAGUCCUGAGGCCUUGCAUACAAACUCACAAACCAUGUCCAGAGUUGUUUCUUUUAUGAUCAAACAAGGACCAUUCCUUUUCCAAAUACCCGCUCAGCUAGCAACAGAUAUUAGAGCAUAUUGGUCUACGCGAGAGAAAAGAGCCCUCCUUCCUAAGAGAGACCUUAAUGAAAGUACCUGUGAUGGAAUGGCAGCUAGAACUGUUUUCACAUUUGUUGAUCGUGAGCGAACUGCUGAGGCAAGUGCAUCUGCCAAUCCAACAGAAGCAGCCCUUGCUCAGCUAUAUGCUCAUAUUCAAUCUCUUCCUGAGUCUACUAAGAAAAGAAAGCUCAUUAAACAGUUCAACAAAGAAAAUGGACAAGGAACCCCCCAGUUGGUAUUAGGUUCUCAUGGUGGUAGGGCCAGUAGAUCAAGACAGCGAGCUAUUAUUCCCAACAAGCCUAGACAGCGCAGCCGCUCUCUUGGAGAUUCCAUCAAGAAACACAUGCCAGGGUUUCACAAGGGGUCCAAAGAUUCUAAGAAGUUUAAUGAUGACUACUUUGUGAAGGAGUCAACCGAUAGUCCUCAUAGUUCCCCUGUUUCAAAGGUUAAGAAUUUCUUCCAGAAGAGUGUAAUUGAGGGAGAUAUCUCAAUUUCUUCACCAGCAGUGAUGCCAUUGCUAAAGAAAUCCCUUAUUGUUGAUGCUGAUGAUGAAGCCAAGUCUCUCCGACUGAGAUUGUCAGCCAAUGCAAAGAGAACCCCUGCGUCUGCCACAUCUCAAAACACUUUAGUUGACAAAGAGGACUGUGGCUCAACUUCUAGUAAUGACUCUAAUUCAGCAGGUGAUGAGCGCUUUCGUAAUGUGCUCAAACGAACCACUUCCUCUAUCAUUCAUAGUGAUAGAAACGGUGAUUCUAAAGACUGUGGUCCAACAAAAUCUCCCCGUCUCGAACCUGGUUUUCCCCUCCUUUUGCCCCCCACUCCCUCUGUUGAAAGACUUCCAGUCAGUCCUGAUGUCAAACAUCCACCAGGUACCUUUAGAGAUGAGUCGUGGCCUGUGAGUACUGCCUCCGCAUCUGCUGUGGUGUCUGCUUCAUCCUGUGGCAACCUUUCUUCUAUUGGGCUCCCUAAUGCUCACAUACUAACACCUCGAAAUGUGCUUGCCUGGAUGACAAGUACUCCUGCAUAUGCACGUGCUUGCCAACAGACUGACAGUCCUCUUGGUAACUGCCUACUAACACCCUCCAAUCCCACUGGUAAUAACUCCAUGUCUCCCAUAACUCGCUCCACACAGAAAAUGCCUAAAGCUAUGCAGGAGGAUAUGAUGACACCACGCAGUCGGAAACCUGUCGUGGCAUUGUCCAGCUCCAACUUGUCCCAACUAGCACACUUAGGCGGGUGGGGGCGUUCAGGGUCAGGAGAGCUGAGAAGAGACGCUACAUCUCGAGCCACAUUACUCAGCGAAGCAGGAGCAUCCCUGAACUGCAAACUUAUGAUGAAAGAGGAGAGUUUUACCGAGCAGGAUGCAAUUGAUGACGUGAAUGACAAUCAUUCAAUUCGUAUUCCAAUUGAGAAAAUGCUUGCCAAAGAGGUGCCAAAAGAAUCGAAAGUGGAUGCUACAAAGCCUGAAAAUCAGGUAUCUAUUGGAACUGAAGGCUGUGAAUGCUGCUCUGAAGAGAAGUGUGCUAAUUGUAGCACAGGAAAUGGUUCAUUGGAUUACUACAGUUGCAGCAGUGAAGGCAGUGCUUUAACUGGAACAUUCAGGGAAAUAGUUUUGAGUCGUAGUGUUCUGACAGCAAGCCCGGUUGACCUUAGUUUCUCCAGCCAUACUGGUGACUUUGAUUCCUCAUCUGAGCGGGAGGUGAGACUAAGCAAUGUUUUAAGUAAUGACAAUCUGAGUGAAUCUUUACUGUACUGUCUAGACGGUAACGAACCAUCCUGCUUGAAUGAAAGUAAAUUAUCUUCCAAUGAUCCUGAUGAAAAGACUGACAUUUCUCACAGAGUAGCAUCAAAUGUAAGUGAUAAAAAGACAGUAGACCUUGAUUAUGAAUCAUCUAGUGUGGAAGCUGAAAAUGAAAGGAAUGUUUCCUGCACUGUUGAGUGUACAGAAACUAGUUGUGGAGAUUCUCCAUUAAAACCAACAGUUACCAAUAUUUUAAAAGAAGCUAAACUUGAAGAGCAAAUUUCCUCUGCACCCAAUGACAUAACUGGUGUCAGCCAAUUGUCAAACUCAGGAACAGACUUUAAUAAUACCUGUGUGCAAAGUGAGAUUGACCGGUGUUUAUCAGAGAGUGCAGCUGUGGGUUCUGUUAAUGAAACAUCCUUUUAAGUUCGAUAUCAAGGUGUGUUAUUUUAUUUUAUAUUUUCAUCUUCUAUUGGUGUUGGUGCUUAGUUUCUUUAAAUUGAAGAAUUUAGAACUUAAGCUGUAUCCUACUAAUAGAGAACUUUUGGUUGGUACUACACAGGACAUUGUUAGACUUUUUCUCACUUUUUACUUUGAGAACCUCUGCAUCUUUGAAAUUUCUGAAGGUAAUCAAGUUCUUUAAUACCCUAUAUUAAGUAGACCUUUAAUAAAAUUGUUCAUAAAUCAUUAUUAUUAUUAGCAUUUAAAAAAAUCUUUUAUCUAUCAGGUGCUUUAUUGCAAAUACUCCGGUUCUCUUCUUUAUCUUUCCUCUAUUUUAAUUUAAAGAUCACUGGUUUUUCUUUUGUAUAAAACUUUGUUAUAAGUUAACUUGACAACCAGCUUUUGUAUAACAAGAUUGAAGUGAUUACUUAUUUGUUGUAGGACUUUGCCUUACAGGCCUAACAAUUUCUUUUUUAAGGAAGAUUUAUCUAUUUUUCUAUUGGCAAGAGGAUGUUGUGUUAAGAAAAAUAUAACAACACAUUUUUGUGUUCAGUGCCUUGUAAAAUAGACUAUUUAAUUUUAUGUUAAAAAUUUUAACAAUGCAAUAAAUGUGAUACAAAUUUA